Messenger RNA from Siniperca chuatsi (mandarin fish), 9599 nucleotides. RefSeq names its product BRCA2 DNA repair associated (gene brca2). The transcript is spliced from 27 exons. NCBI's taxonomy places the organism in Eukaryota, Metazoa, Chordata, Actinopteri, Centrarchiformes, Sinipercidae. Bases 280 to 9459 code for a protein of 3059 amino acids. The record is from RefSeq and is a predicted model, not a curated record. Gene Ontology annotation, cellular component: nucleus. Gene Ontology annotation, biological process: double-strand break repair via homologous recombination; regulation of DNA-templated transcription.
AACCAAAUAGAAGAAGAAGAAGAAGAAGAAGAAGAAGUCAGGCUGAGUUCCGGUGCGCGGCGCGCGAGGUUUGUUUUCGUAGCAGGGGCAAACUAUCUAACUUAGUACUUCUCUAUCAUUUUAUUUCGUGGUUUUGUGGUUUAUGUCGUCAACACUUUGUCAAGAGCUUCAUCGCGACAUGAAAGUCAACACUCGUACGUCGUCAUGCUUGAGUCGUGAUGAAAACUUUGUCUUCUAAGGUGUGCCACAUAACUUAAGGGAUUGCACAAGUCAACUGGAAUGGAUUUACCCUCAAAAAACAUGUACGACACAUUCAGAGAUGAAAUCUGGAAAGAGCUGGGGCCACUGGACCCCGACUGGUUUGAGGCACUGACAGCUCAAACGUUCACUAAUGAGGAAAAUGUCUCUUAUCAAGAUGACCUGUGUGCUAACCUAGAGGGAAAUUUUAAAACACCUUUUGACAAAACUGCAGUAGACAGUCAGCUGUUUUCAACCCCCAAAGUUUUCAGACGCUGUCAAGUUGUGUCACCUGAAACUGAGAAUGAGCAGUCGUUUACUGCUGAACAAGAAAAAGAAACAUUGCCAUGGAUGGCAACACACAGUCCAUAUUUGUUUCCAAUGUCAAAAGAGGGGGUCCCAGGUGCAAAAUAUGGAGGUAUCCAGCCUCAGAGUCAGGACUGUUUUGAUAUGCUUCAUACCCCACAAACAUCCCCAGUCAGCAAUGCCAAGCAUAUAUCUGAAAGUCUUGGUGCACAGAUUCAUCCUGAUAUGUCAUGGACCAGUUCUCUGAAUACCCCAUCAGCAGUACCGUCCACUCUGAUUUUAUCUAAAACUGAUGAGAGUCCCUGCCCAGUGAGUGCUUCUGCAGACAAAAAUGUCGUUUUUGUACGGAAGCUUUUCCCUUCUCUUUCAAAUGCAUCCAGAGUUGCGUCACCCAAAAACAAUGAUAUGCCUACCGUUCACCAAGGUAUUGUUUCCCCUGAGGCCAGUCAGAAUCCAGAGUCCCAUGACUCUCCCCAAAGUUCACUGAAUCAGAGUGACAGUGUUUGGAGACAGAAGCUACCAGAUGCUAUUGAGGAUGGAGAAAUCCGCAGCACCGUAGCAAGUGUUCUUGAUGGAGCUGAAAAUGUUCUCUCCAUAUUUUUCACCAACAGUAGUUCAGCACUGAGAAAAGUGAAAACUGACAGAAUCAAAAGAAAGCAAAUCAUUCCAACAAAAGAACGUGGCUGCAGCUCUACAGACAUCUCGACAACAAACAACGCUGCAUCCAGUGAACAGAGAACAGCCAAUCAGGAACAUAGCAGACUUCCCUCAUCCCCACCGGUGAAAACCGGAGAAAUUGGAUUCACCCAGUGGUCUCCAUUGAGUUUAUCUGAAAUUCCCCCUAGUACUGUAGAUACUUCUUGCCAUGAUAAUAGUCCUGCCACACAAGUGGAAAGCAAUAUAUUAACAGAACAACUGCAGAGUGACUCUGAUUCUGGCCAGCUAGUCAGGCCACCUAUGAAACUCACAAACUUCGGAUUUACUAAGAAAAAAAGAACCUUUGUUUACACUGUUGAGACUUUGAAACCACAAGUUCAAGGAAAGGAAACACAGUCUCAGAAGAUGGACUCAUCACCAGGGAUUCCAGAUUCUGGACAAGAAGUGAAUGUGAAGCAGUUGGGGAAAGUCCCAGACGAAGCAGACUGUUGCAGUAUUGGGAAGCAUGAGAUGCAAAAACAGGGAAAUCUCACUGAAGAAAAUCUACCUCCCUCUGUACAAGCAAAAGUCCAGGAUUUCGAUAUGUCACAGCUUUGCAGAGAUUUUGCACAAGACUUCAGUCAAAUGUCAGACCUGGGUAAACUGAGUAAAGUAGCAGAGGAUAUGCCUCAAAAUGGCUUCUCUCCAUCAGCUUGUCUGUCAGCCAUGAAACGAGAGAAGCAGAAAGCAAGGCAAGCAAACCUUCACCAUGACUGUGAUGGCGUCAGUAACAGAAGACAUGUUUCUACCACUAAUCAAAAGAACUCCAUCAAUGAGGGCGCAACAAGUGACAGUGGAUUCCAGUCUGCUGUUGCAGAUAUCACUCACGUGACUGCAUCGUCAUUUGUUCUUCCCAGCUCAGAGAACAAUGGUCAAAGUCAACAGUGGACUGGUUUUAAAACUAUUAUCCACAGGACUACUCAUUUUCCAUCUACAAAUAAAGGAAAUGGAAAAGCAAAUUUGGAUGAUAUUUUACAAGAAGCUGAAACUGAUGCCAAGCUGUCCAGUGCAAUAAAGGAAAGCCAGACAAUGGGUCCUGGCAAAGAGAGUGAGUUGCACAUAAAGAGCACAUCAACACAACUAUCCAGCAGUGCAAAAGGAACUGUCGAUAGCAUUAAUUGCAUUCCACUUAAUGGGCCAGUUCUUGGCAGUCUGCCAGAGAAAACAGUAGUUUUUCUUCCUUCCGUCCAUGCAUCAGGAUUCAAGACUGCUUCUAAUAAGGGCAUACACAUUUCCUCAGCCAACCUGGAGAGAGCCAAGCUUCUUUUUGAAGAGACUAAAGAGGAAAGAACUUUUAGUGAUCAGCUCAUAAAAUCUACCCAUGACAAUAAAGCUGAAAUUAGCAGUCCUGGAUCAGUGAAAAAUACAACCUCUAACUCAAACCAGCCACCUACUUCAAGUGAAAAAUGUGUGGAUAUCAGUUGCCAGUUAACAGCUUCACAAAAAGCUGAUGUGACUGAGCUGUGCACUCUCAUGGAAGAAGCAGAUAGCCAGUUUGAAUUUACACCGUUCAAAACUGCAAAGCUGAAACAACAUUGUCAAGAUAAUACCACCUCUCCCACAAAAGUUGACAAAGAACUUGACCCUGAUUUUCUAAUGGGUAUAGAUUUUGAUGACAGUUUUAGUUCAGAUGCUGAAAAGCACCUGGCACUAACUGCGAUGCAUGACAAAAUGACCUUAGUUUCAGAUGGUAAAACUAAUCGUGAAACAUCCAUCACAAGUAAAUCCACAGGUUUUCCAUUGUCGGGUGCAAUGAAAAAAGAAAAUUUCUCUACUGAAGAUGUGUCUUCCUCUUCAAAGCACAUCUCUGAAGGCAGCAGUAUUAUGUCAGCUGAACACAAAAGUUGUGACAAAGCUGGACCCACUGAAACAAGCAAGUUGGAGAACAAAAAUCCUUUGAUGCUUGGUGUGGGAUUUAAGACAGCAGGAGGAAAUGUUUUGAGAAUUUCGAAAAAGUGUCUGAGCAAAGCUAGAGCUUUGUUUGCAGAUUUAGAGGAGAAUCUUGUGACAAGUGAAAAAUCACCCGACAAGCAAAGUAGUGAAAGUGACGCUAAAACACAGCAUAAGCCCAGUGUGGAUAAUCACACUGGUAACUUGUUGCAUCAUAAAGAGGAUAAUUCACAGUUCACCAGUUAUGGUGAUGAUACUGGAGGGAGGAUCCAGGGCUGUUUUUCAAACAUGAAGGAGUCUGUCUGUUCAGUCAGACAGGUCACAGGCAUUAGAGAUGAAGAUGCUACAAAAUGUUUUAAAAACAGCACAAUGGAAACAACCACGUGUCAAAGUGGGUUCCAGAUGGCCAAUGGGAAAGGGAUUUCUAUUUCAGCAAAAUCUAUGCAAGAGGCAGAUGCUUUCUUCAAAGACUGUGACGUUAAGGACAGUAAUGCUGGUAUGUCAGUAAACCAUAAAAAGAGCAUAGAACCCUUGCCUGGAAGUGUCAGUCACAAGAAAAACCUUCUGAAAUUUAAAAAUGUUCAACGGACGAAAGUAAACUUUUCUGAAGAACCAUCCAAUGAGUUUGAAAAUGUGAAUGAUGGACCAGCUGCAUGCCAUACAGAGGUUGUACAAAAUAAUGUGGAGAUUCACAAUUUUGGUUUUAAGAAUACAUCGGCUUUAACGAAUGCUACUUCUUUCCAUGAAAACCCAUUUUCUAUUGCAAAGGCACUCUCAUCUCCCUCAUGCACAACAUCAAAGAAUAUUGGCUCCUCUGCCAUCAAUGAAAUGGCCAAUGGUGGCGGAUUCUGUACAGCCAGUGGAAAGAAAGUAUCCAUGUCAGCUGAUGCGAUGAAAAAAGCAGAGUGUCUUUUGAAUGAAUUCCAUACACUUGAGGACACAAACAAACAGCUGAAGAAAAAAGGAGAUGCUUUAAGAACAGGUCAUCUCACCAAUCAAAUUCAGGUUUCACCAUCUAAAAAUGAUGGCUUUCAGACAGCCAGUGGCAAAGGAGUUGCUAUUUCAUCUGCAGCUCUCAAGAAAGCAAAACUGUUGUUGAGUGAAUGUGAUGAGGAUGAAAUCGGUGUAAGACCAACACAUUCCAAGAUUCCAGUUCAUGGUCCACCGCCCAGGAAUAGUGGAUUUCUUGCAGCCAGUGGUAAGCCAGUGGCACUUUCAGCUGAGGCCCUCCAGAUGACUAAAGCUCUCUUCAGUGACAUCAGUUUCAGUGUAGAGAUCCCACCUGUUUCAGACACAAGCAACAUUGACAAGAAACAAGACGAUGCUGAAAAUACAGAGAGAAUGCAUUGUGGUUUCUCAACUGCAGGGGGAACAAAAGUCCAUGUGUCAGAGAAAAAUCUGUUGAAAGCAAAAUACAUUUUGAAAGAGUUUGAUGAAGGGUCUAUUUCAGCAAAAGCAAUGCAAGAAGCAGAUGUUUUCUUCAAGGACUGUGACAUUAUGGAUGGUAAUGAUGGCAUGUUAGUAAAACAUGAGAAAAGUAUAGCACAUGUGAGUGAAAGUGGCAGCGAGAAGAAAAACCUUUCAAAAUCUAAACAAGAUCAAAGGGUGACAAACAUUUCUGAAGAGCCUGGAAGUGGACGCACCGAGUUUGAAAAUGUGACUGUGGGAACAAUUGUAAACCAUGAAAAGAUGCUGCAUCGUGAUGAUGUGGAGAUUCAUAAAGAUGUUUUUAAGAACACACUGGGUUCUACCAAAGCAGUUUCUUUACAUGGAAACCCAUCUUUGAUGGCAAAGCCACUUUCUUCCCUGUUGUGCACAUCAAAAAACAUUGGUUCCUCUGCCAUUAACGAAUUGAGCAACGGUGGUGGAUUCUGUACAGCCAGCGGGAAAAAAGUAUCUGUAUCAGAAGACGCAAUGACAAAAGCAAAGUCUCUAUUGAAUGAAAGUGCUACAUUUGAGGAAACAAACAAACAACUGAAACAAAAUGAAGACACUUUGCCACCACAGAAUGGUGGAUUUCAGACAGCCAGUAGCAAAGGAGUUGCUAUUUCAUCUGCAGCUUUAAUGAAAACAGAAAUUUUGAGUGAAUGUGAAGGAGUUGAAGAUAAAACACAUUCUAAGAUUUCAGUUCAUGGUCCACCACCCAGGAAUAGUGGAUUUCUUGCAGCAGGUGGUAAACCAGUAGCAUUUUCAACUGAGGCCCUCCAGAAGGCUAAAGCUCUCUUCAGUGACAUCAGUUUCAGCGCAGAGAUCCCACCUGUUUCUCACACAUGGAACAAUGACAAGAAACACAAAGAUGCUCGAAACGAUACAGAAAAAAUACAUUGUGGUUUCACAACUGCAGGGGGAGCGAAAGUCCAUGUGUCACAGAAAAAUCUCUUUAAAGCAAAGAACCUGCUGAAAGAAUUUGCUGAUGAAUGUCAUGAUUCAAAUUCAUACUCGACAAGGCCACGUGACACAGAGAAGACAGAUCUAUCAAAAUUGAAAAAUGUGAAAAGAACGUCAAAUUAUAAUCUCACCUCAGCCAGUGACAAAGACAUGCCUACUAAGGAAAUUGUCCCUCAUGUAGUUAAACCUUUAACCUCUUUGCAAGAGACUGACCAUGAAAAUAAAACUCUUCAAAGUUCAAGUGCACGUGGUUGCAUUUUUAGCAAAGACAAAGCACCUACAGAUGCAUUUAAGUUUAAAGAAGUCAAAAUUACCCCAUUAAGGGUGGGCAACCUCCAUGACAGCCCUGGAGAGGAAAUGUCAAGUGUGUUGGACUAUGAAAUAAAUCGGAUAAGCAGCAGUGAGGGAUCUAAGGUCAACGGGACAGAAGAGUCUUCAGUUCUUAAUUUUCAGUUGCUUAACCUUAGAGGCUGCACUGAAACCCAGCAAAAGUUUCUUGCCCAGGAAGCUCUGGACUGCACUAAAGCUUUGUUAGAGGAUGAAAGUCUAGCUGGCCAAAGUCUCUCAAUGACUUCAGAAAAUGUAUCACUGCAAGAUUACCCCAAAUCCAGCAACAGAUCUUUAGAGGAACAAAAAAGAACAGGGAAAAGACUGGUAAAAGACACAGACAUGACUGGUCAGCCUCCUCUGAAAAGACGAUUACUGGAAGAAUUCGACAGGACUGUUGAUGGUCCAAGAGAUUCAACACUCCAUCCUGAAAAAAGCAGUCCAAAUGGUGUGAUGAAAGACAGGAGAGUUUUCAAGUACAGCGUCGCUCUUCAUCCAAACAUCACAAGGCCACACAGGAGUGGAAAAAACUAUGUGGAAACCACAUUGCAAAAGACCACCCCAAUACAAUCCUCAACCCCAAACAGCAGAUCAACACAUUCCAAGAUGCCAGCUUUUGUUCCGCCAUUGUUCAAGAAUGCAAAGACAGAGAGUCGCAAGAACACAGUGCUCAAGGACAACAUAAGAACACCUUCUGCAUUUGUUCCUCCAUUCAAAAAACAAAGAACUAUUGUCCAAGAGAACUUCUCUAAACCACGGGAGGAGGAGGAGGAAGCUACACACCACCAUCUCUUAAUAACACCCUUUAACAGCAACACUUAUGUACCACCCACUAAAAAAACACAAAGCACUAAAGAUGUAUCUGGUAUUAAAAGCAAAUACAUUCAGAGUGUGGCCUUGACUGACACUACAAAUGAUAAUCUGAUGAAUAAUCAAAACCUGCCUGUUGGCUGUGGAUCAGAGGACUCUGCUGCAGAGGCAUCACGUGUGGACGACCCAUUGUCUAGAAGCCAAGACAUGUUCCAGGAUCUUCAUAGCUUAGAGCUGGCACGAGAUAUGCAAGACAUGAGGAUCAGGAAAAAGAAGCGCCAGACCAUUCGACCUUUGCCGGGCAGUUUGUUUCUAACGAAAACCUCAGGAGUGUUGAGGAUAUCAUUAAAAACUGCAGUAAAUGGACAGCCUCCUGCAAGAUACACCCCAAAACAGCUGUAUGGACAUGGAGUUCACCAGCAUGUGUAUGAGAUCACCAGUGAGAAUGCAGAAUCAUUUCGCUUCAGUUUACAGCAGUUUAUCAAACAGGAAGCAUUUAUAGACGGAGGUGGUAUUCAGCUUGCUGAUGGAGGAUGGCUGAUCCCCAGCAAUGAUGAGACUGCAGGAAAAGAAGAGUUCUAUAGAGCGUUAUGUGACACCCCAGGUGUGGAUCCUAAACUGAUCAGUGAGGAGUGGGUGUACAAUCACUACCGAUGGAUUGUGUGGAAGCAGGCCUCCAUGGAAAGAUCAUUUCCACAAACGAUGGGCAGCCUCUGCCUCACCCCAGAGCAGGUUCUCCUGCAACUGAAGUACAGAUAUGAUAUAGAGGUGGACCACAGCCGCAGGCCGGCUCUGAGAAAGAUCAUGGAAAGGGACGACACUCCAGCCAAGACCCUGGUCCUCUGUGUUUGUGGGGUCGUCUCCAUGGGUCACUCCCCAAAAAGACAGAGUUUCAGUGACACCAAGACUCCCCAAGGUGCUGAUGGCAAGGUUGAAAACCCAUCUGCAGUUAUUUGGCUAACAGAUGGAUGGUACGCCAUUAAAGCCCAGCUGGAUGAACCUUUGACUGCCAUGCUUCACAAAGGUCGACUGGCUGUCGGUGGGAAGUUGAUCGUCCAUGGGGCUCAGCUGAUGGGAUCACAAGAUGCUUGCUCCCCUCUUGAGGCACCUGAAUCUCUCAUGUUAAAGAUUUGCGCCAAUAGCAGCAGACCCACACGAUGGGAUGCUAAAAUGGGAUUUCACAGGGAUCCACGGCCAUUCCUGCUUCCUGUCUCCUGUUUAUACAGCAAUGGAGGACCAGUAGGAUGUGUGGACAUUAUUAUACUGAGAAGCUACCCCAUACAGUGGAUGGAGAGGAAACCAGAUGGCGGCGUUGUGUUCCGUUCUGUUCGCGCAGAAGAGAGGGAGGCGAGACGAUACAACAGCCACAAACAAAAAGCUAUGGAGAUCCUAUUUGCCAAGAUUCAAGCUGAAUUUGAAAAGGAGGAGAAAGGUAAUAAACCUCAACGUAGAAGACAGACAGUCAGUCGUCAGGAUAUUGCAAGUCUGCAAGAUGGAGAGGAGCUCUUUCAAGCAGUGGGGGAUGACCCAUCUUACCUCGAGGCUCAUUUGAGUGAACAGCAGUUGGAGACUCUACAUGCCUACAGGCAUUCUCUGAUGGAGAAGAAGCAGGCUGAAUUGCAGGAUCGGUACAGACGAGCUUUAGAAAAUGCAGAGAACAGCGAAGGUGGCUGUCUCAAGCGAGAUGUUACACCUGUGUGGAGACUCUGCUUUGCUGACUCCUUGGGCCAACCCGGCAGUGUGUACCAGUUGAACCUUUGGCGACCUUCCUCAGAUCUUCAGUCUUUACUGAAGGAAGGCUGUCGAUACAAAGUCUAUAACCUCACCGCUUCGGAUGGAAAGAAACAUGGUGGAAGCACAACUGUUCAGCUGACUGGGACAAAGAAAACACAGUUUCAGGACCUGCAGGCUUCUCAGGAAUGGUUAUUAACAUGUUUUCACCCGAGGGUCUCUAGCCCUUUUGUGGAUCUUCAAAAUCCAGAAUUCCAGCCACUGUGUGGAGAGGUUGAUCUCACAGGAUAUGUCAUCAGUAUCAUAGAUGGACAUGGUUCCUCUCCUGGAUUUUAUUUGACCGAUGGGAAACUGAACUUUGUUAAAGUGCGCUGUUUCAGCAGCUUGGCUCAGUCGGGCUUGGAAGAUGUGGUAAAACCGCUUGUCCUCUUGGCUCUGAGCAACCUGCAGCUGAGAGGUCAGUCCACAUCUCCCACUCCUGUUGUGUACGCUGGAGAUCUGACUGUCUUCUCAACAAACCCCAAGGAAGUUCAUCUACAGGAAUCUCUCCGCCAACUCAGAAACCUGGUCCAGGGUCAGGAGAACUUCUUUCUUACUGCUGAAGAGAAGCUUUCACAUUUAGUCAAAUCUGAUGGGCUGAGCUCCAUCUCCUCUCCAGCUCUGCAAACAAGAACCCCAGCUUCUACAACGGACAGAAGACAAGACACAAGGACAAGUGUGACAUUUCAGCAGCCAGUCAGAAGCUUUGGGUCCUUCACACCUGUCGGCAGGAACCCUCCUGCAGCAAACGGUUCAACAGAGAAAGACCCUAGCAGCCUGAAGAGGAGGAGAGCUCUGGACUAUUUGUCUCGUAUCCCAUCUCCACCACCUCUCUCCCAACUGGGCUCAGUCGCUUCUCCAUGUGUAAAUAAGACAUUCAAUCCCCCUCGGAGGUCUGGGACACCUAGCACUUUAAAAACUGUACAGACUCCAGCUCGCAAACCUGUCGAUUCACCGAUGGAGGACGAAUGGGUGAAUGACGAGGAACUGGCUAUGAUUGAUACUCAGGCAUUGCUUGUUGGUGAUUUACUGUAGGCACAUACGACUGUAUGAUGAUAAGCACGCUACAACUUUUAAAAAAGUGUACAAAUGAGUGAAUGUAAAGGCUGCGUAUGGCACAUCUCGGGGUUUUUUUGUAGUCUCACUGGACUCAUUAAAGAGGUGAAAUCACUUCA